Molecule: messenger RNA, 1987 nt
Organism: Xylaria bambusicola
Lineage: Eukaryota; Fungi; Ascomycota; Sordariomycetes; Xylariales; Xylariaceae
Product: N2227-like protein-domain-containing protein
Exons: 2
Coding region: 515-1819 (434 amino acids)
Molecular function (GO): S-adenosylmethionine-dependent methyltransferase activity
Source: RefSeq, a predicted model, not a curated record
UAACCCAAGGAGAUAUGUUACGACAACUCCACGCUUAAACUGAUUUCUGAACGUGUUAGUUAUCAUAUACAGUUAAUGUGCUUAUAUACGUACUUGGUAUUCUCAUGCAACUGAAACUAUGAAAAUCCACACAAAGUACGGUUAAUGAUAAGUUCUUGAGAGGCCGGACUGGUCCGAUUAGGGGGGUUCAUGGCCCUCACUCACCUGCCUGCCCCUCCUUCACCUCAUCCCACAUUAUCACAUUACCUUCCUGGAUUCGGAUUACCUAAGAAUCCCUCAGAAGUUAACCGUACCGGCACCCUUACCAGCACCCAUCUACCCUUCUACAUGGGUAGACAACCUGUCAGAGUAUUUUUAAUCGAGAUUUUGAAACAUACAACUUUUGCUCCCGCCCUACAAAGACCAUUACGUGCCGUACUCGAUUUCCCCCAAAGCUGGAUUUGAGAAUACCUGCAUCAUCUGUCUGCCCCCUUGAUCAUCUCCGCAUUGCGCCUUCGCUACUAGCAGCAGGAGGAUGGCGGAAGAGUGGGAUGGCGUUGAGGAGGCCAUUGAAGAUCCCGAGGAGAUCCGCGUGAUAUUUUGUGCCCUGGACUCUUUCAGCCAGUAUGCUAAAAAUGCUCAUCUGAACUGCACUCAUUUUCGCAGGCAGGCGUUUUAUGCACUUCCACAGGCGCAUUGGCAGAUGCUUGCCGCACCGCCAUUCAACUACCUACAAACUCUUAACCGGGUAGAUGAUGCCAUCGAGAGCAACGCUGAGCUGGCGCGUACCAUUGUGAAGCUCGGGCUACAUUCAUUUGGCAUGGUGGAUUCAGAUGCUGAGGCAGUCAUGCCAGAAGAAUGGACGGGAAUUGCGAAAUAUAACGACCUGGAUAAAGCCCGGAGCACGAUACGGCAGUUCUACCGAGAUUGGUCUGCCGAGGGCCGCGUGGAGCGAGACGCAUGUUACGGACCCGUUUUCAAGGCUUUAGAAACUGAGAAAGAGCGGAAAGGAGGCGCAGCUAGUCGCACAGAUAGGACACAAGUACAACCAGACCUAUCAGCGAAGGCAAACUCACCCUUGCGGGUGUUGGUCCCGGGUGCUGGCCUUGGCCGUCUUGUGUUUGACCUCUGCCGUCUAGGCUAUAAUACAGAGGGCAACGAGAUAUCAUAUCACCAGCUCCUCGCAUCGUCGUAUAUCCUGAAUUCCUGUGAACGUGCAGGCCAGCACACCAUAUACCCGUGGAUCCAUUCAUUUUCCAACCACCAGAGCCGUGCAAACCAGUUCGCAGCGUACGAUAUUCCAGACGUGCACCCGCAGCGGACGCUCACAGAGACAACUGCAGCCGGGGGUAAAAUCGGGACUAUGGAGAUGUGUGCGGCAGAUUUCCUGUGUCUGUAUGGCGACGAGGCGCACGCCAAUACAUAUGAUGCAGUAGCAACCGUGUUUUUCCUUGAUACAGCGCCGAAUCUGAUCCGGUAUCUCGAGGUUAUCCGGCACUGUCUGCGGCCGGGCGGCGUGCUGAUCAAUGUCGGCCCGCUGCUCUGGCAUUGGGAGAAUCAUGUCCCCGGUCAUCACGGCUAUGACGGUGAUGGCGACCACGACGAGAAUACCUCUCUCGGGAUUGCUGACCCCGGCAGCUUCGAGCUAACGGAUGAUGAGGUUGUAGCGCUCGUGGAGAAGAUGGGUUUCGUUAUCGAGAAGAAAGAGUUAGGUCUUAGGGCCCCAUAUGUGCAGGAUUCACAAAGCAUGCUGCAAACCGUAUAUAACGCUAGCCACUGGAUAGCGCGCAAGCCCGAGUUGGAUCAGGAUAAGGGACGGCGGGUGCCUCGACGGGCUUAAAGACUGCGGAAUCAGUUGGCAUAGAUAAAGUUUAGAGCCUCAUCGUUGAAAGGAGAGGAGUCGAGGCCAUACAUAUCACAAGUGGGGAUUGCAGCAUGGAAUUGGCGUCGUUUUGGAAUCCAUUUUAUUGGGUAAGCAUGUCACACGUGUAUGGCGUCUGAGGAGAAA